Messenger RNA from Cuscuta campestris, 469 nucleotides. The record is from the annotation of a GenBank genome assembly. Lineage: Eukaryota; Viridiplantae; Streptophyta; Magnoliopsida; Solanales; Convolvulaceae.
AUUACCACAACUUUUAAGGACCCCCGGAGUAUAUUUUAGAUAAUGUGGGACUUGAGAGGUCAUACUAGAAAAUUAAGGGUACCCCGGAGUAUAUUUAAGAUAAUAUGGGACCUGAGAGUUAUUACCAGAAAAUCGAGGGUACCCCGGAAUAAUUUUCUGAUUAAUAUGCAGAGUAUAUUCCCACUCGAUGGUUUGAGGGAACCCAUUUCGGAGGCCGACUUGGACUCAUUUGUAAACCCCAACUUGGGUGUCUACUGCAUGUCCGCAUUUGAAAAUUGUAUAAGCCUAAGAGGCACGGAAGACCCAAAGAAGCGGAAGUACCGAACUACGGAACUACCGAAGAACGCACGACAGACGCAGACCGCAGAGUGAAUUCACAAAGCUACAGAAGCCUGCCAGACGACGCCGGCCGACCCUUCAAGCUCCAGCCUCCAGUAUUCCUUAUUUCCAUAUUCAUAGCUUUCCAGUU